AUGGCGACAGUGCCACUUGGGAUUUUAACACAAACCCAAAAGUUAGGUAAUCUGUACAAGAGAGCUCUUCGCAAUUUAGAGUCGUAUUACGAUAGACGACAUGUGUACCGUUUCCAAGCAGUGCUGUUGCGGGAAAGGUUUGACAAGAUUGCUGCCUUAAAAGACCAACGUGAGUUUAACCGUCGUUUACAGGAAGAAGAAGAAGCUUUAUUUGCCAUCAUACACCCAAUACCUAAGAAGUUUGCUUUAAGCCCGGGUGGAGUUGCAUACCAGCGAGUUGUGACACCUCCGGACUGGGUGUUGGACUACUGGCAUCCCCUUGAAAAGGCACAGUACCCAGAAUAUUUCAAGCGAAGGGAAGAGCGUAAGAAAGAAUUCGUUGCCAUGUGGGAAAAGGAAUUUGGCAAAGAUGAAACAAAAGAUAAACAUCAUUAA
Leptosia nina is the source of this 435-nucleotide messenger RNA. The record is from the annotation of a GenBank genome assembly. Lineage: Eukaryota; Metazoa; Arthropoda; Insecta; Lepidoptera; Pieridae.